AUGACAUUGACACAGGCCGAAGCAAAGACAAAGCUGCCAGCCAGCUUCCCUAUUAUAUGGAAAGGGGACACUGGCUACGAGAAGGCUCGGAUUGGCCGCGUGUUCAAUUACCGUCGCCCAGACCGAUUCCCAGUCGCGGUGGUAGAGGCCACGGCCGAGAGCCAUAUUGUCGAAACGGUGCGUCUGGCUGCCAAGAUGGGCUAUCGUGUUUCUGCUCGUUCUGGAGGCCACAGCUGGGCCGUCUGGAGCGUGCGUGACGAAGCCAUUCUGAUAGAUCUGGGCCGCUACCACGAGUUCUCCUUUGACACGAACACGGGCAUCGCCACGGCCUCUCCCAGCACGACUGGUCGCCUGAUCAACAAGCUGCUGGAGCCAUACGGGCGCAUCUUCCCCGGUGGACACUGCCCCGAGGUGGCCCUGGGCGGCUUUCUCUUGCAGGGAGGCAUGGGAUGGAACUGCAAGAACUGGGGCUGGGCCUGCGAACGAGUCUUGGCUGUGGACAUCAUCACUGCUGACGGCGAGCGGCUACACUGCAACAGGAGCCAGAACAUUGACCUCUACUGGGCAGCACGUGGUGCCGGGCCAGGAUUCCCCGCCAUCGUGACGCGGUUCCAUCUGCAGACGCUCCCCGCAUUCACCCAUAUGCGCUCUUCUGCAUACAUUUACAAGAAGGAGGACUACCGUAGGGUCUUUUCGUGGAUUCUCAGCCUUGCGCCGACGUACGACGUGGACACGGAGAUUGUCAUGGUCGGGAAAUACACUCCGGGACAAACAGAGGUGAAUAUGAUGGUGCUGCUUUUGGCGUUCAAGAACAGCGAGGCGGAAGCAAGAGCGGCGCUGCAGACGGCCGAGGUUUCGGCGCCAGCCGGGCCUACAGACCGGUGGUUCUGCAAGGCGACGUCGCUGGCGCAGGAGUACGACGACCAGCAGGCGGCCAAUCCAAUGGGACACCGAUACUGUGUGGACAACUGCUACGUAGCUGACGGGGCGGACGUGGUAUCGGUGCUGGAAGACGCCUUCACGAAGCUGCCAUCACGCCGCUCCUUUUCACUGUGGUAUUCGAUGGCGCCGGGCUCGCAACGGGACGCCGGCUCGAUGGACGACAUGGCCCUGUCCAUGCAGACGGACCACUACUUUGCCACGUACACGAUCUGGGAGGACGCGGCCGACGACGAGCUGAACUGCCGCUGGGUCAACGACACGCUGCAGGCCAUCGGGCGUCAUGCUGUCGGCAGCUACCUGGGCGAUGCCGACUUCCAGGUGCGCCAGACACAGUUCUGGGAGGCCCAAAAGGGCCAUCGGCUGAUGCAGAUUCGCCGCGACCGUGACCGGUUCGGCCGCAGCGGCACCAAGGGGCUGGCCAACGUGCACGAGUGGAAGCCGUAG
This is a messenger RNA of Grosmannia clavigera kw1407, 1386 nucleotides long. RefSeq names its product oxidoreductase. The coding region runs from base 1 to 1386 and encodes 461 amino acids. The record is from RefSeq and is a predicted model, not a curated record. The transcript is spliced from 4 exons. Lineage: Eukaryota; Fungi; Ascomycota; Sordariomycetes; Ophiostomatales; Ophiostomataceae. Gene Ontology annotation, molecular function: FAD binding.